CGUCACCGGCUUGUCCCCAAGAGGAAAGAAGAAAAGACAUAAGCGCUGCUGCAGUGUUGUUCUAUGUGGCUUUGCAUUUGCACCGUUCAUGUGAUUCCCAUUUAUGGGUUUACAUCAUAGAAUACCAACGAGAAUAAUCCCAUCAAAUAAAAGAACCCAAAUAUAAAUUCAGUUGUUUCUCUCUUUGAUCUCACGUUGGGCUGAGCUCUUCAUCCCAUUCCAAGGAUGAACAUAGAAAAUUAAGGAAGUCUCUUAAUGAUUUAUGAAGAAACCGACCUGUUGUUAAUGUGAGCACUUCAACAACUUUUUAUAAAUAACAAAGGAUCUGAAGGCUUUUGGCAUUAUGCAUGUCUGGUCCUGUGGUGAUUGCUGAUGGUGUUGGAAGACCACGUUCGUUGUCACAUAGGGUCCUAUCGGUUAGUACUACAUUGCUUAGUGACAAUCAUACCUGCGACUCAACAACAAAUGGAGAAAGUUCUCCUUCUGAAUCCAGAGGCUUUAGAGUUGGCGAGCUCUUACUGCCGAACGGCGAAUAUUAUUCGGGGUCUCUGCUGGGCAAUAUACCAGAAGGUUCAGGCCUGUAUAUCUGGUCUGAUGGUUGUAGGUAUGAGGGUGAGUGGAGGCUUGGGAUGAGACAUGGUUAUGGGACCCUUAAAUGGCCUUCUGGUGCUGUUUAUGAGGGUGAAUUUUCUGGUGGUUAUAUGCAUGGCACAGGGACAUAUAUUACGCAUGACAAAAUGACUUACAAAGGUCGAUGGAAACUGAAUCGCAAACACGGUUUAGGGAACCAAAUAUACCCCAAUGGUGAUGUCUUUGAAGGAUCCUGGAUACAAGGUAAACUAGAAGGAGCUGGCAAGUAUGCCUGGGCUAAUGGGAAUGUGUAUUUUGGGAAUAUGAAAGGAGGAAAGAUGUGUGGGAGUGGAACUCUCACUUGGCUCAGUGGAGAUACAUAUGAAGGGUGUUGGUUAAAUGGUAUGAUGCAUGGUUUCGGUGUAUAUACAUGGAGUGAUGGUGGAUGCUAUAUGGGAACUUGGACUCAUGGUCUAAAGGACGGAAAAGGGGUAUUUUACCCAAGAGGUAGCAAGCUUCCUGUCGUGCAGGAAUUGUACCUUAAUGCCUUGAGAAAAAGGGGGUUGCUGCCCGAUCUAAGGAAUGAAAAACGGGUGUCACGUAUAGAAAAUGCUAAAUUGAGUGCAGACCAAAAGGGUUCAUCUUUUAAGCUCACGAAAGGAAAUUUUUCCAAUCUAGAGCUGAAUCGUCGGACCAAUGAUUUUUUUCUAGACAGACGCUGGAGUCUUGAAGUGUCGAUUGAGAAAGUUAUUGGGUGUGAUUUAGAGUCUGAAAUUACUAGCAGUGACAAUCUCAACUCUUCAGUUUUGGAAAGAGAAUACGUGCAAGGCGUCUUGAUCAGUGAAGUUAUGCUGAGUGACCGUUUCUCUUCACCGUCUAGGAGAGCAAAAAGAAGGCAAAGAAAACUGGUCAGGGAGAUGAAGAGACCUGGUGAGACAAUUAUUAAAGGUCACAGGAGUUAUGAUUUAAUGCUGAGUUUGCAGCUUGGAAUCAGAUAUACUGUGGGAAAAAUCACCCCUAUACAUAGGAGAGAAGUACGGGCUUCAGAUUUCGGUCCUCGUGCGAGCUUUUGGAUGUACUUUCCUAAAGAAGGGUCACAGCAGACACCUUCACACCAGUCAGAAGAUUUUAAAUGGAAGGAUUAUUGUCCAAUGGUAUUCAGGAACCUGAGAGAAAUGUUUAAAAUAGAUGCUGCUGACUACAUGAUGUCAAUUUGUGGAAAUGAUGCACUUAGAGAGCUUUCUUCCCCUGGAAAAAGCAGCAGUGUUUUCUUUCUCUCACAAGAUGAUCGUUUCAUGAUUAAGACAUUGCGAAAAUCAGAAGUUAAGGUUUUGCUCCAUAUGCUUCCGAAGUACCAUCUACAUGUGCGUACUUAUGAGAACACACUCAUUACCAAAUUUUUCGGUCUACACAGGAUAAAGCCUUUAAGUGGACAAAAGUUCCGCUUCGUGGUGAUGGGAAAUAUGUUCUGCACAGAGCUAAGAGUCCAUCGGCGAUUUGAUUUAAAAGGAUCCUCGCUGGGGCGUUCUGCAGAUAAGGUUGAAAUAGAUGAAAGUACAAUACUUAAAGAUCUAGAUUUGAACUACUGCUUCUAUCUUGAGCCUACGUGGCAACAGGCCCUGCUGAAGCAAAUUGAAAUUGAUAGCAAAUUUUUGGAAGAACAGCACAUUAUGGAUUACAGUCUCCUUUUAGGCGUUCACUACCGCGCUCCUCAACACCUACAAUCCAUUGUAUCACAUAGUAAACAAAUAACCACAGAUGGGUUAGAAAUUCUUGCAGAAGAAGAAUCUAUGGAGGACGAAAUAGGCCCCCAAGGGCUUGUGUUAGUUCCACGAGGUGCAGAUGAUGAUGGAAGCAUUGUUGUGGGACCACACGUCAGAGGCAGUCGCUUGAAGGCAUCCUCUGCUUCGGGUGAUGAGGAAGUAGAUCUUCUUCUUCCAGGAACAGCAAGAUUGCAGAUUCAGCUAGGGGUAAACAUGCCAGCAAGAGCAGAGCAUUUCCCUGGGAAAGGCGGCGAGAAGCAGGUGUUUCAUGAAGUGCAUGAUGUUGUGCUCUACCUGGGGAUCAUCGACAUCUUGCAAGAGUACAACAUGACUAAGAAGAUAGAACACACUUACAAAUCCAUACAAUUCGACUCCGUGUCCAUCUCUGCUGUGGACCCCGUUUUCUACUCCCGCCGCUUCUUGGAAUUCAUUCGGAAGGUUUUCCCCGCAAAUUCGCCAGCGAGUUAGAAAGAAGAACGCCUUACUCCAAUCAUCCUAAAUAAUCAUCGGUAUUGAAAUUAGUACACUCUUUUUUACUCUGUAUUUUUUUUAGUUUUUAAAUGUAAGAAGUAUAUGUGUAUCUUGAUUUGCAAUUUUGUUCAUAGAGAUAAUAGGCAAUGUUACCUUGCAAU
This is a messenger RNA of Cuscuta campestris, 2965 nucleotides long. The record is from the annotation of a GenBank genome assembly. Lineage: Eukaryota; Viridiplantae; Streptophyta; Magnoliopsida; Solanales; Convolvulaceae.